UCUUCGUCUUCGUCCCCACCCACCACGACCAUCACCACCACCAUCGCCAUUGCCUUUCCAGUUCCCCUUUGUUCGUCAAACAUUUCUCUUCUGCUAACCCUAGAUUCUUCUUUCUCUCUCUUUUUCACUUUGCGUCUCAUUCAAGCCUUUUCCACAUCACUUCGUUUCUAUUUCUCUUUCUUUCUUUCUUUAUUUUGAUUUUCAUUCCACUUCCCACGACACUGAAUUUUAUGCCACAGGUUUUGAUUCUUUCUCCACGUCCUCCGGCGACGCCAUUCUAGUCUGCCGUGAUUUGGAUCUGCGGACGGUAUGACUUCCGCAGUGCCGCCGUCUUAUACUGCUAGCCAUGGAGUGGGAGGUGAACCGGAGAAUUUUGGAGAUCAAGCCAUGGAGUUUCUCAAGGCGGCUGGGGAGAUGGCUCUGGAGUUCGGGAAGGGGUGUAGGGAUAUUGUGGUGCAGAGUUUUGGAGAUAAUGAAUCGUAUCUUGUGAAGACGUUUGGGAAGGGAUCGUACAUUGAGAAGAGAGUGAGAGGACCUUGUGAGAAGGUUUUUGGUAAAUUGCGGUUCUUCAAUGACUACUUGCCCGAGGAUAAGGAUCCGUUUCAUGUUUGGAUGGUCAUACUGUCCGUUUCGGUUCUUGUUUUGGCAGUUUUAAGUCUUAGUGAUCAACGCGAUGAUAUUGCCAUCUCACCAAUUAAAAAGGUUUACAUGCAUCCUCCGAGCGCCAAGCGAGUAAUGCUUCCAGACGGUAGAUUCUUGGCUUACAAGGAGCAAGGUGUCUCUGCAGAAAGAGCUAGAUUUUCAAUGAUCGGUCCUCAUACUUUCCUCUCUUCUCGGCUUGGAGGAAUGCCUGGGCUUAAGUCUUCGAUGUUGGAAGAGUUUGGCAUUCGCUUAUUGACAUAUGAUCUCCCGGGGUUUGGUGAGAGUGAUCCUCAUCCUCAAAGAAACCUUGAAUCUUCAGCAAUGGACAUGUCAUUUUUAGCGAAUGCUUUAGGUGUCAACGACAGAUUUUGGGUAAUAGGGUAUUCCACAGGGAGCAUGCAUGCUUGGGCAGCUCUUAGGUAUAUUCCUGAUAAACUUGCAGGUGCAGCUAUGUUUGCUCCAAUGGUUAAUCCCUAUGAUCCAAGUAUGACAAAGGAGGAAAGACGUCGGACAUGGGAGAAAUGGAGUAGAAAGAGGAAAUUUAUGUACUUCUUAGCUCGAAGAUUUCCUACUGUUCUUCCUCUGUUUUACCGUAGGAGCUUCCUGUCGGGGAAGCAUGAUCAGAUUGAUAAGUGGUUGGCAUUAUCACUAGGAAAAAGGGAUAGAGCUUUAGUAGAGGAUCCGAUCUCUGAAGAGUUCUGGCAAAGAGACGUAGAAGAAUCAAUCAGGCAAGGUAUUGCAAAACCUUUUGUGGAGGAAGCUACAUUACUGGUGUCAGAUUGGGGUUUCAAGCUUCACGAUCUCAGGUUACAGAAACGUCAAGUAAAAUCUGUGAUUCAUUGGCUCAAGUCUUUAGUAGGUGAUGUCCAAGAGGAAUUCACUGGCUUCCUUGGUCCAAUACACAUAUGGCAGGGGAUGGAUGAUAUGGUGGUUCCACCAUCGAUGACCGAUUAUGUUCAUCGGAUCCUACCAGGAGCUGCAGUCCAUAAGCUCCCAUUUGAAGGCCAUUUUACCUAUAUCUACUUCUGUGACGAAUGCCAUAGACAGAUAUUUACUACCCUCUUUGGAACCCCACAAGGCCAACUGAACAUUUCCCGUUCUGUAGAUCAAAUUUCCUUCGAUCACAACACAGAAGUUCUCGAAGUUCAAACCGUCGAUGAUUCUGCCACAGACUAAAAGAUAGCAGUUGUAGUUCACUAUAGAUAAUGUACAUACCACACGAUUGCUCUGGUGCUCCUCUACCAGGUACCGAGGAGAAAGAUAGCUUUCUUUUUCAUUCCCCUCCCCUCUCCCCCCUCCCCCUUUUGCCCCAUUGAUUUUUUUUUUUUUUCUUUUUUUGGGAAAAUUACGAGUUAAGGGUAGUCAAGGGUUUAGUGAACAUGCUGUCGAAGGAGCAAGUUAUUACAUGCAAUAGAAAUAUUACCGUAUCAGAAUCUUCUGAUUCUUAAACUUUGACUACACUUUUAUGCUGCUUGGAUGUCUCAUUGAACACAAUACAAUUGAAUAAAAAUUCAAUUCAUUAUCCUCUGUA
Benincasa hispida (wax gourd) is the source of this 2173-nucleotide messenger RNA. RefSeq lists its product as uncharacterized. The record is from RefSeq and is a predicted model, not a curated record. NCBI's taxonomy places the organism in Eukaryota, Viridiplantae, Streptophyta, Magnoliopsida, Cucurbitales, Cucurbitaceae.